Molecule: messenger RNA, 2034 nt
Organism: Arabidopsis lyrata subsp. lyrata
Lineage: Eukaryota; Viridiplantae; Streptophyta; Magnoliopsida; Brassicales; Brassicaceae
Product: probable inactive beta-glucosidase 25
Exons: 3
Coding region: 1079-2008 (309 amino acids)
Biological process (GO): carbohydrate metabolic process
Molecular function (GO): hydrolase activity, hydrolyzing O-glycosyl compounds
Source: RefSeq, a predicted model, not a curated record
CAAUUUUUAGCCUUUUCUAAGUCUCUUUCUUAUAUAAAUGCUUCAGCCGGCUACUGCGAAGUAUCCAGUUUGCGCAGACGGGUUAAGAAAAGUUUUGAAAUACAUCAAAGAGAACUAUAACGACCCAGAAAUCAUAGUCACUGGAAAUGGGUACAAGGAGAAACUUGAAGAGAAAGAUGUGCUUCCCCAUGCCCUCAGCGAUAGUAACAGGAAGUAUUAUCAUAUGAGACAUCUCAUGGCAUUACAUGGAGCAGUCUGGUAAGUUACUUUUCACAGUUCCAAAAAAACUCUGUUUCUUCAUCUCUAGUUGAUGGAUUUGUUGAUAAAAACACUGUUUCUGCUUCAUAUGUUGCCAAUUAUGCAGACUAAUAUAAACCAUCAUUUGAGCUGAAGUUGUAUUGACACUUAUAUACAACACAAUGCCUCUCUAUGUUAGUGGAACAUGUAAACCAACAAGUUACUUGAACACUUUCUUUUGUUCUCUGUGGUGCCCAAUGUUUACUUGUUUUAAUCGUUUAGAUAUAUAUGUAACCUGACUAUACUCAAUUAUAAUAGCAUUGUGAGUUCAGUUAAUGGUUAAAGUAUGAGUUCAGUUUAAUAGGUAAAGAGUUCAGUUUUUAAUUGAAUGCAUUGUGAUAAAUGAUUAUGACUUGUUGUAGGUUAAAGUCUGAGGAGUCUAAAUCAUAGUUAUUAGUAUGUCAUUGAUUGCUUCUCUUUGAUUGCAUCUCUUCGAUUGAUUGCUCUCUGUGAUUAGAUUAGGUUAGAUAUGAUCAUUAUCAUAGUUAUGAUCUCUGUUAAAGUAGGUUAAAGUCUCUGUUAUCUUGCAUGGUUGAGAGUAGGUUAAAGUGUAUGUCAUUCAUUGCUUAAAGUUAACAGCUAACCAUCACUUCAACUUAAGACUGAAGCUUUUUUAAUAGCUUCAGCUCUAGUUAAUUCAAACCUAACCAUAUUCACUCCUCUUUGACAUCCGCAACUCUAUUAAACAUUGAACCAUAAUCCUCUUUUCUUCAUUGUCUUCUUAAAGCAAAAACCACAGCUCUUAUCUUCUCCUUUUAACACAAACCAGAAACAUUUUGAUAUGGAUUCAAGGAAUCCAUAUACCAAUCCUUCAAGCUUUUUAAACCUCUUAAGUUCUCAACAAGAUAACCCCAUGCCUCCACCAAAUCAGUAUGCUGGUUUUUCAUUUAGUGCACCUUGGAUUGAUCCAAAUCAAGCUCCAACGCCUACUGAAGAGCCUGUUGCAGACCGCAAAUCAAGACGUAAAUGGUCACCAACAGAAGAUGUGAUUCUCAUUAGUGCCUGGCUCAACACCUCCAAGGAUGUUGUUGUCUCCAAUGAGCAAAAAGCCACAGCUUUCUGGCAACGCAUUGCAGACUACUUUGCAGCAAGUCCCAAGCUGAGAGGUCUGCAAAAGAGAGCUCCAUUAUGCUGUAAACAAAGGUGGGCAAAGAUAAAUGAGGGAGUCUGUAAGUUUGUAGGAAGCUAUGAGGCUGCAACCAAACAGCAGACCAGUGGCCAGAAUGAGAAUGAUGUGGUGAACUUGGCUCACCAGAUCUUCUACAAUGAUCACAAGGCGAAGUUCACACUUGAGCAUGCUUGGAGGGAGCUUCGCCAUGAUCAGAAGUGGUGCGGAUCAUCAACAAGUAAAGACAGUGGGUCAGCAAAGAGGAAGAGGUUUGAGGACGGCUCUGCACAGGCCUCAUGCUCUAUGCCAGUCAACAUUGACGAGGAAGAGCCUCGUCCCACUGGUGUUAAGGCAGCCAAAGCCACAGCCAAAGCCAAAGCCAAGACAACAAGUCAAAUUGGAGAUGAAGACAAGACUCUGAAGGAGUUACAUUGUAUCUGGGAGAUUAAGGAGAAAGAUUUAGUUUUCAAAGAGAAGCUAAUCAAUGUUAAGGAGAAGCUUAGUAGGACUAAACUGCUAGACACUUUGAUGCUAAAAACAGAGCCUCUAACUGACAUAGAGAUGACUCUUAAGAACAAGCUCAUAAUGGAUUUGUUGUCCUAAGCUUAAGUUUGUUUUUAUGUUCUAUU